This is a messenger RNA of Encephalitozoon hellem ATCC 50504, 2037 nucleotides long. Its product is annotated as Cdc48-like ATPase. Lineage: Eukaryota; Fungi; Microsporidia; Unikaryonidae. Bases 1 to 2037 code for a protein of 678 amino acids. Gene Ontology annotation, cellular component: Golgi stack. Gene Ontology annotation, molecular function: ATP binding; ATP hydrolysis activity. The transcript has a single exon. Gene Ontology annotation, biological process: Golgi to plasma membrane protein transport; SNARE complex disassembly; intra-Golgi vesicle-mediated transport. The record is from RefSeq and is a predicted model, not a curated record.
AUGAAGUACGUGGUAGGUAGCAUCAAGAUUGAACAGGUAGAAAAGGGAAAAAUAAACAAGAUAUACAUACCAAGGACUUCUGGGCUGGAUCCCUCGGAGUUUGUGCUCGUGGAUGGAAAGUAUGCUUUCAAAUUUGAGUUUACAAACGAACGCAAUGCUCAGCUGAGUAAGAUUCAGAGAGAGUUUCUGAAUAAAAGUGUUGGUAAGGAUGAAAUAAGUGUUAUGCAUUUGAAUGUCGUUGAAUGUGACCCGAUCUCUUUGCUCAAGCUUGACAUGGAGAUUAUCAAUCUGGAGAAGGUUGAUUUUGAUGCAAAGGAGCUUGUUGAGCAAUUCAAGAAUAUCUAUGUGUCUUUUCCAUUCAACAUCGACCAAAAGUUCUACUUAUAUGUUGGGGACCUGGGCUUUAAGGUGGUUGUUAGAGAGAUGUUUACCGCCUUGGAUAGGAGGUACGGGAUUCUUUUGAGGAACACGGAGGUCUUCAUCAACUCUGUCUCCGAAAGGCUGACUUUGUCCAACAAUGCCAGAGAGAACAUGCUGCUGGAUCCGAACUUCAACUUUGAGUCUCUUGGAAUUGGAGGAUUGAAGCAAGAGUUUGGAAAGAUGUUCAGAAGAGCAUUUGUGCAGAGGGCAUUUGACUCUGAUGUGAUCAGGAAGUUUGGGAUACCUCAUGUAAAGGGAAUAAUUCUUUAUGGGCCGCCUGGAACAGGAAAGACACUUAUAGCAAGGAAGCUUGGGUCUCUUCUCAAUGCCAGGCCCCCUAAGAUAGUGAAUGGGCCUGAGAUUCUUAACAAGUAUGUUGGACAAAGCGAAGAGAACAUCAGGAACUUGUUCAAGGAUGCAGAGGAGGAGUGGAAAGUAAAGAAAGAGGACAGUAAUCUUCACAUUAUAAUAUUUGACGAGAUUGAUGCUAUAUGCAGAAGAAGAGGAAAUAGCACUGGGACAGGUGUUGGAGACCAAGUAGUGAACCAGCUUCUUAGCAAGAUGGACGGGGUAGAGUCGAUAGAGAAUAUCCUGGUGAUUGGGAUGACCAACAGAUUAGACUUGAUAGAUGAGGCUCUACUUAGGCCUGGAAGAUUUGAAAUCCAUUUAGAAAUUUCUCUUCCUGACGAGGAAUCCAGGAUUGAGAUAUUUAGGAUACAUACUAAAACGAUGGAGAGUCAUGACUAUCUGGACAAGAAUGUUGAUCUGAAAAAAGUGGCCAAAUUGUCUAAGAACUAUACUGGGGCCGAGAUAACAGCAGUUGUCAAAAGCGCUGUAUCUUUUGCACUGGAAAGAAAAGUUCAUGGGGAAAGGGUUGAUGGAGAAAAGAUGAAUGUUGUUGGAGACAAGAAUAUUAAGGUCUAUAUGAAUGACUUCAUCCAGGCUCUAGAUGAGGUUAAACCUUCUUUCGGGAUAAACGAGUCGGAUUUCUGUAGGUUUGAAAAGACCUUCUAUGAGACGCCUAUAUUCACCCAAGGAAUUGAGCACGGUAAGAGCCUUCUCAAGAAGCUGAGAAAAACAAAUCUUUACAACACAUCCUCUCUACUUUUCUAUGGAAGUCCUGGAGUUGGUAAAACAACAUUGGCUGUGAAAGCUGCAAGGUCUUCAAUGUUUCCAUUCAUAAAGAUUAUCUCUCCAAGAGACAUUAUAGGGCUCAGUGAAUAUGAGAAGGUGAAUUACAUCAAAGGGAAAUUUAUGGAUGCAUACAAGUCUGAGGAGUCUAUAAUAAUACUAGACGACAUUGAAGGCCUUAUUGACUUUGUGAACAUAGGGCCCAGAUUUAGUAACGCUGUACUGCAGGCAUUGAAGAUAUUUAUCAAGGAGGAGGGCAGAAAAAAGAUGUUUGUGUUUGGAACAACCAGCUCUGUUGAAGUUGUGAGAGAGUGCGGUAUCUACGAAUGCUUCCAGUCUGCGUAUGAGGUGGAAAAGAUCGGAUUUCCCGACUACGAGAUUCUGUGUAAGCAAAACUCCAGCUUCUCGGAGAUACAGUACGAGGAGCCCAUGCCCAUUAAGCAGCUUCUUUCGCUUCUGGACGAGCCUGACAUUUCCCCUCAGUAA